UCCUUCUCACAUUCGAAUAUGCUAUUGUGCUACACUUCCAUAGCCAUCGCCAUGGACGCGUGCACACCAUUGCUGUGGACUCCACACCUUUCCUUCACCCUGAUCCUCCUCCCCAAAGGUUUCCUAUAAAUCCGCACCCCGGGUCCUCGCAACCUUCAUCCAAUCCAUCCUCGUCCCCGUUUCCAUCCCUGCGAAGCAUCAGGCUUUAAUUUUUCCGUCUCCGAGAAUCCAUCCCUAGCUAGCUCGACCCGGCCGGCCAUGGCGGCGCGGCUGCCCCUGGCGAUCCUGAUGCUGGCCCUGGCCGUCGCCGGGCGCGCGGCGGCGCAGGACUACGACUUCUUCUACCUCGUGCUGCAGUGGCCCGGGUCCUACUGCGACACCAAGCAGAGCUGCUGCUACCCCUCGUCCGGCAAGCCGGCGGCCGACUUCGGCAUCCACGGCCUCUGGCCCAACCGCGACGACGGCUCCUACCCGCAGAACUGCAACCCCGACGCCGCCUUCAACCCCUCCAAGGUGAGCGACCUGCUGAGCAGCCUGCGCGCCAAGUGGCCGACGCUGGCGUGCCCGACCAACGACGGGCUCCGCUUCUGGGGCCACGAGUGGGAGAAGCACGGCACCUGCGCCGCCGACGUCUUCGACGAGCACGGCUACUUCCAGGCGGCGCUCCGCCUCCGCGACCAGCUCGGCGUUCUCGGCGCGCUCACCGCCGGCGGCGUUAACCCCGACGGCGGCUACUACACGCUGGCCCAGAUCAAGGGCGCCAUCCGCGAGGGCACCGGCUUCGAGCCCUACGUCGAGUGCAACCGCGACGAGGCCGGCAACAGCCAGCUCUACCAGCUCUACUUCUGCGUCAGCGCCGCCGGCGACAGCCUCGUCGACUGCCCCGUCCUCCCCCGCGGCCGGCCCUGUGGCAGCAGGAUCGAGUUCCCGGCCUUCUAGUUCCCGACUGCUGCUGUUCCGUCCCAGGACCUCCUCUUGAUUGAUUGCAUUCUCUGCAGGAGGAUGGCGAUGGGAUGUCCAUUCCCCAAUUCAUGGUUAGCUACUUAGUUUUGAUUGAAUAAAAGAAGUGUUCAUGUGCCAAUUCAUGUAUUUGAUUUGAGCUGAUGCUAGAGAUCAAUUGAUAAGUUCAGGAAAAGCAUUUUUUUUCUUGGUA
This is a messenger RNA of Panicum virgatum (switchgrass), 1153 nucleotides long. Its product is annotated as ribonuclease 1-like. Gene Ontology annotation, molecular function: RNA binding; ribonuclease T2 activity. NCBI's taxonomy places the organism in Eukaryota, Viridiplantae, Streptophyta, Magnoliopsida, Poales, Poaceae. Gene Ontology annotation, biological process: RNA catabolic process. Gene Ontology annotation, cellular component: extracellular region. The transcript has 2 exons. Bases 259 to 939 code for a protein of 226 amino acids. The record is from RefSeq and is a predicted model, not a curated record.